This is a messenger RNA of Camelina sativa (false flax), 3585 nucleotides long. The record is from RefSeq and is a predicted model, not a curated record. NCBI's taxonomy places the organism in Eukaryota, Viridiplantae, Streptophyta, Magnoliopsida, Brassicales, Brassicaceae.
AUGGGUGAUGGAGAAAGGAUAGUCACACAAACACUCACCUUAUGCUUCGAGAACGACGGCUCUCAAGAUGUUAAAUACGCACAGCAAGGAAUGUGGACUUUCCAUCACUAUGAGUAUGAAGGUUUUCAUGUGGAUGAUCCAGAAAAAACAUUCAAUGUUUGUUUGAGUAAACAACUUGAGAUCAUCAUGAUACCAAACAACACAAUGACUAAAUACGAUCUUGUCCCUGACAACUUUGGCCUGGAUUGUAUGCUUAACAAUCUCAUGGAGGGUUUUGUCUCUACUGUAUCCAAAGGUCUUAAUGACCAUGUAAAGCGGAAAAGCAUUCGGAAAUGGCUGAAACUACACCAGCCGCUUUUUGGUGGGAUUCUUGAAACCCAUAUGAUCACUUGUCAGAUUAAGCUGCCUUUUGUCUCUCACAACAUUCUUGUCUCUAUAGUCUAUGCCUCAUCUACUUGUGCCUCUGCCAGGAAGGAUCUAUGGGAGGAGAUCGUUGACACUGCAACUGCUAACCCUGCUAUUCCCUGGACUGCUCUAGGGGAUUUCAAUCAAACGCUGUUUCGACAUGAGCACUCCUCGCAAGAUGCAAACCUCACUACUCCGGGUAUGCGUGCCCUCGAACAAUGUCUAAGUAUCUCCUCAUUAGCGGAUCUCCCCUACUGUGGUAACACUUACACGUGGACAAACAAACAUACCGUUGGGCUGAUCGCCAAAAAGCUGGAUAGGAUUCUUGUCAAUGAUGAAUGGAUCACUGCAUUUCCCUCCUCUUUAGCCGUAUUUGGGGAACCUGCAUUCUCAGAUCACAGCCCCUGCUGCUUAUUCCUCGACAGUCAUGCACCAAAGCGGAAAAAGCCAUUCAAAUUCCUGGUUAUGUUGAAUCAGCACCCUGAUUUCGCCCCUCUCAUCAAGCUUUGGUGGGAUGCAUUAGCUUUCGAUGGAACCAAAAUGUUUGUUAUUGCCAAAAAGCUGAAAGCUCUUAAAUCUGUGAUAAGGGAGUUUAGUAAGACCACCUACUCAGGGAUAGAGAAAAGGACUCAAGAGGCGUACCUUCAACUUCUUCACUGCCAAAAUGAACUCCUGCGACUACCUUCCACUGAAUCGAUCAUCCAGGAGAAAGAGGUAGUAGACUCAAAGCAAGGUAUCCAAUCUCUAGUGGUGGAUUUCUACGAGAACCUUCUAGGCAACCAGACACAACUCACUACUGCCUCUGUCUUAGAAAUUGCUGAUUUGCUUCCUCAAAGAUGCUCUCCAGCCGCUAUACAAACUCUCUCGACCCAUGUCACACCUGAGGAAAUCCGUAGUGUUGUCUUCUCGUUGUCGAAGAACAAAGCUCCGGGCCCGGAUGGCUUUUGUGUCGAAUUCCUCACGUCACAAUGGGACACGGUAGGGAACUCAGUGGUUGAGGCUGUUCUUGAAUUCUUCAACACGGGGAAGAUGCUUAAACAAUGGAAUGCAACAAUUUUGACUCUUGUCCCUAAGAUCCCGAACGCACAAAGGAUUACUCAGUUCCGACCUAUUGCUUGCUGUAACACCCUCUACAAAAUUGCCUCUAAGAUACUGGCCAAUCGCUUGAAGAAGGUUCUACCUGAUCUCAUCUCAAACUCCCAAUCAGCUUUCAUUCAGGGCAGACUGCUGGUUGAAAAUGUUCUGCUUGCAAUUGAGCUGGUCCAGGGGUUCAACCAAAAGAACAUAUCUCCAAGAGGCAUGCUAAAAAUAGACCUUAUGAAGGCCUUUGAUUCAGUCCAUUGGGGUUUCCUAAUCAACACUCUUACAGCAAUGGGGUUCCCCGCAAGAUUCAUCUCCCUAAUCGAUCAAUGUAUAUCUACAACAAGUUUUUCAGCCUGCAUAAAUGGUGAAUUAUGCGGGUACUUUCGAGGAGCAAGAGGACUGCGCCAAGGUGAUCCUCUCUCGCCUUACCUAUUCGUUCUGGCGAUGGAGGUGUUCUCUCAGCUACUAACGCAACACUUCAGCGCAAACAAGAUUGGUCCUCAUCCUUCUGCUUUGUGUCCCCUUGUAUCUCAUUUGGCAUUCGCAGACGACAUCAUGGUGUUCUUUGAUGGCAAGACAAAUUCACUAUCCCAUAUAGUGGCAGUCCUUCAAGAGUUCUCACGCAUCUCGGGCCUCACUAUGAAUUUGUCCAAAACUGAACUGUUCUUAGGAGGAGUGACCCAAAUUGAAGCCACACAAAUGGCUUCUCUUGGCUUCAAUAUCGGUUCACUGCCAAUAAGAUAUCUUGGCCUCCCUCUCAUGCAUCGGAAGCUAAGAUUAGCAGAGUACAGACCCCUCCUUCAGAGCUUAACCAACCGGUUCUCCUCUUGGUCGUCGCGUGCUUUAUCCUAUGCAGGUAGACAACAACUCAUAUCAUCUGUGAUAUAUGGCACAAUAAAUUUCUGGAUGUCAGCUUUUAUUCUGCCAAAGGGCUGCAUCAAGAAAAUUGAAACUCUCUGCGCCAAUUUCCUCUGGAGUGGUGAUGUAACCAAGAAAGGCAUAGCAAAAAUGGCAUGGCGAGAUCUUUGUCUCCCCAAAGCUGAAGGUGGUCUAGGUUUCAGAUGCCUUUCCCACUGGAACAAAACAUUGAUACUCAAGCUUACAUGGCGGUUGUUGGCUGCAAGGGACUCCCUAUGGGCUCUCUGGCUGAAAAACAACAAAAUAAAAGAUGGAUGUUUUUGGAAGCUUGACAUCAAAAAGCAGAGUUCCGGGACCCUGAAAUCUAUGCUUAAGCUUCGACAUAUCACUUCUCAAUUUAUGAAAGCACAUUUGGGGAAUGGCUGUCACCUAAACUUUUGGUACGAUCAUUGGACUCCUUUUGGUCCUUUAAUUGAUUUCAUGGGAGGCUCUGGACCAGCCCAAACUGGUAUUUCUUUACACGGAUCAGUCGCUUCUGCAACCAAUGAAACAGGGUGGAACCUCAGACCAGCCAGAUCACCGCAAGCAGAAUCCCUCCAUAUCUACCUCACAUCGAUUACCACCCCUCUCCCUGCGGCGAUCUCAGACUCAUACUCUUGGCGGAUUGGGACAGAGGAAUUGGUGAACUUCUCCACCUCCAAGACCUGGGAGGUUUUGAGGCCACGUGCAAACGCACCUAUUUGGACUGCUCAGGUUUGGUUCAAGGGAGCAAUCCCUCGUCAUGCUUUCCUGUUUUGGCUGAUGCAUCAAGACAGACUCCCCAUAAGGACGCGCCUGAUUCGCUGGGGACUACAAGUUGAUCCCAGUUGUUGCAUAUGUGGGCUUCUCCCUGAGACCCGAGAACACUUGUUCCUGCGAUGUAAGCUCAGUGAGGAUCUGUGGUCUGCAGUCACCCGUCGCCUAGGAUACAGGCCAUUCUCCUUCCACACAUGGGAUGCCUUCUCAGCAUGGUUGGAUCUGAAAGACAACACUGCACCAAGGAGUCUGCGCCGAUUAGCUGCCCAAGCAACUCUUUAUGCUAUCUGGUCAGAGCGCAACAACCGCUAUCACAAUAACAUAUCCAUGGAAGGCCCUCUUCUGCUCAAACGACUUGACCGGCAAAUCCGUGACGCCAUCUUGGCAAAGCAAAAAAGGCGAAACUUCAAAGACCUUCUCCUUAUUUGGCUACAAUAUGACUAG